GGAGGAGGAGAGAGGAAGAAGUAGAAGAAGAAGAAGAAGAAGAGGAGGAGGAAGGAGAAGAAGAAGGAGAGGAGGAAGAGAAAGCAAAAGCCGCCCGCCCGGCAUCCUCUGCCAUGGCCCGGGAGAACGGGGACGGCGGCGGCUCCUGGAAGAAGCAAGCGGAGGACAUCAAGAAGAUCUUCGAGUUCAAGGAGACGCUGGGGACGGGUGCGUUCUCCGAAGUUGUUUUGGCUGAAGAGAGAGCGAGUGGGAAACUCUUUGCAGUCAAGUGCAUUCCCAAGAAGGCACUGAAGGGAAAGGAAAGCAGCAUAGAGAAUGAGAUUGCAGUCCUGAGAAAGAUUAAGCAUGAAAAUAUAGUUGCCCUGGAAGACAUCUAUGAGAGUCCGAAUCAUUUAUAUCUGGUCAUGCAAUUAGUGUCUGGAGGAGAGCUUUUCGACCGCAUCGUUGAGAAAGGGUUCUAUACCGAGAAGGAUGCCAGCACCCUGAUCCGGCAGGUGUUGGAUGCUGUCUACUACCUGCACCGAAUGGGCAUCGUACACAGAGAUCUCAAGCCUGAGAACCUGCUUUACUACAGCCAGGAUGAAGAGUCAAAAAUCAUGAUCAGUGACUUUGGAUUGUCGAAGAUGGAGGGUAAAGGAGAUGUGAUGUCCACAGCCUGUGGGACUCCUGGUUAUGUUGCUCCCGAAGUGCUGGCCCAGAAACCCUACAGCAAAGCCGUGGACUGCUGGUCCAUUGGGGUCAUUGCAUAUAUCCUGCUCUGUGGGUAUCCUCCUUUCUAUGACGAAAAUGACUCCAAACUCUUCGAGCAGAUCCUUAAGGCCGAGUAUGAGUUUGACUCUCCAUAUUGGGAUGACAUCUCUGAAUCUGCUAAAGACUUCAUUCGAAACUUAAUGGAGAAGGACCCUAAUAAAAGAUACACCUGUGAGCAAGCAGCACGGCACCCUUGGAUUGCAGGUGAUACAGCGCUCAGCAAAAACAUCCAUGAGUCAGUCAGUGCUCAGAUCCGGAAGAACUUUGCAAAAAGCAAAUGGAGACAAGCUUUUAAUGCCACAGCAGUUGUGCGACACAUGAGACGAUUACACCUCGGCAGCAGCCUGGACAGUGCAAGUGCCAGUGUGUCGAGCACCCUCAGCCUGGCCUCGCCGCUUCCCGACACAGCCACCCGGAAAGAUUGUAUGUCUCCAUCCACUCUCUGUAGUUUUGUUUCAUCUGCUUCUUCAGGCGUUUCUGCAGUAGGAGGGGACCGGAGACCCAGACCCACCACAGUGACCACAGUGCACACAGGGAGCAAGUGAGAGCCGGGGCAGCGAGGAGCAGGCAGGCGGCUGGGCUGGCAGGUUGCCUCUGCGCGAUCCCACCCUGCAUUGCACACUCAGCGAAGGACUAGAAGAAAGAAGAUUUUUUAUGGCCAUAUUUUAUACUGCAAUUCUGAAAUGUUUCAUUUAUCACAAACUGCAAUGACUCCAGGGGGAAUGGAUCUAACAGUCUCUGGUGCUGUACAUAUAUAUACAUAUAUAUAAAUAUAUAUAUAUGUGAGUCUAGCAAUGUUCUAACUAAUGAACACUCAUUCUUUUCCCCAGUGAUUUACUCUUUUCUCAGUGUAGGUUACAGUAUAUGUUGUAUUUUUUUUCCAUUAACUACAAACAUCUCAACUGGAUUAUUUAAAUAGAGAUACUUUUCUGAGCAUUAUAUUUUUUUCUUUUAAAAAGUACUUCCAGUAAUGUCCCUCCUCCCAGUUUGCUGGGGAAUAGGCUAUUUCUGUAGGUAGGAAUUGACGUUAACAUUGUAACACGGGAGGAUUUCAAUGGCAUGCCGUUUCUUGCUCCUCAAAUUGGACUGCAAAUCUGCCUGGCUUUAGCAGAGCUGUUACUGCUCAGAUUAAGAAACUGCUUAUUUCCUUCCCCUCCUCCUCCUCCUCCUUGAAAGCCAUAAAAAAAGUAAAAUUGCCAACAGCUGGGAAUCAGCUCAUCCUUGGCCUCAUUCCUGUAGUGUUGGGGAUCUGUAGCACCCUUGUUUCAGAGGAGAGGCAGGUACACGGUGACAGGAUCUAGCCAGGUCUGAGCAAACAGGAGGACAGAGCACAGUCUUGUCCUGCAGCUCUUACCUUCUUCAAGUCUCUGUUAUGGGCAGAGCGAAAGAAAAGGAAGAUGAGGGGCUGGGACUCGCAGUUGUCCUCUGCCACUGGCUCACUGUGCUGCUCUUGAACAAGGCAUUCGAUUGACCAGCUUCGUCCCAGCCUGGGCUCUGCCAUGGGCCCAUCCAGCCGGAGGGCAUUGUGUCUGAGGUGCUGAGCACCUGCAGUAUGGGGACUUUGCCUGGCACUGCUGAUGCUCAAACCCUCCCAGAGAGGCCAAAACCAAAUAUUGGAAACCAAAUAGAAAAGUUUGGACCUUAAACUCUGCUUGCCCGGGUCUUGCACCCUGGGAGAGGGGUGAUGCUUGCAUCUUUCUGUGAAGCACUUGCAGGUUCUUAACUGCAAAGUGCAGGAUCUGGUGUAGCGUCGCUCCAUCAUGCUUAGCUCCUGCCAAGGGCUGAGGAGAAGCACUGAGCUGGGAAACCAGAGCCUUGCUGAAAGGCGUGGACACAUGCAGGGGAGUGGUGUCACUGCCACCUUUCCUCUCCUCCCCAGAAGCUCAUAUACAAAAGCAAACUCAAUUUCCCCAUGGUUUAAUUGCUAAAUACGCGCAUUUUCCAGGCUCUUGGUGCUGGUUCAAUGUUUAGGAACAAUCACUGUGGCUGUUAUGCAGCCAUGCGUUAAAGCAGCUUGAAAUAGAGAGGAGAGCAAAUCUGCCCAGAUUUGCCAAAGGGCUCUAUGUUACUUCCACGCCAUUCCCAGUUGUGAUUUUCUUCUAGAAGAGAAGUGAGACAGGCAGCAGAGCCAGGCACCUUUCCCCCGGCACUGUUAGCCUCUUGCACACCAGACGUGUCCAUCCCCAGCCAGAAGCACAAGUCAUUCCCUGCAGUGUGCUCUAUUGCCACCCUUGCCUCAUUUAUCCUGCACAAGAAAUUAUGAAAGCCAGUCACAGACACAGCUGAAUGUAUCAGGCAAUAGUGACCGUGCUGGGAAAAGCCAUGAGAUAAGUAUUUUUCAUUGAGACUUCAAAAUUCUACUUCAGCUUCAAUGGGCUGAGCUGGGAUUUCAUCCAUCGUAUUUUGAAUAGGUGGCAGUGAGUGCUGAUUGUAUUUGAAGAGGCUACUCCUUUAGUGGCACUUAAAGCUGUUUCUCCUGAUAGAUAUCCAUUUUCCUCAAUAUUAGGCUGCUCCCCAUUUUUUGGAGGGCUGUGGCACAUCUGAGUGAGGCUGUGGGAGCUGCUGUUUGCCCUGAUAGUGUUGUAACCAGCAUGGAUGCUCAUGCAGAAAGGUGUCAACUUCACAUUUUAGGAAAGGUGCCAGGUACAGUGUCCUGGGGGUUGGUAGCAAAACUCCUUAGAACUUCCCCGGUGAGAACUUCUGACCAAGAUUUGGGAAGACUGACGGGCAGGGAAUCUCCUCACUGCAAGUCACACUCCUGUCCCCAACCCCAGGCUGCUGCCACAGUGUGCUCCCACCCCAUUGACAAAGAGUAGGAAGAGCUUUACUGACAUUUACCCUCAGAGCUGUUUAUGCCUUGCUGCAAAGAUAUAAACCAAAAAAUUAGCGUAAUACAAUUUAAACUUAUUCUGAGGUUGCUUUAUUUUUCCAGCCUGAAUAAGGAAACUUUAGUUUAGGAAAGACUCCUAUCCCAAGAAAUUCAAAUUAUUUUGGAUCCACACAAGGCCAGCUGCCCCUGUUUUGCUCUGGUUGCAGGAAUGUAAAUAGACAGUCCCCUAGUCCGGAGUCAGUGGAGUUGCCCAUGUCUACACGCAUAAAACUAAAAGCAGGAUUUGGUUAGGGAAUAUUUUUGUCUUUGUUCAGUUUUUUUCAAAGAUCAGGGCUCGAGUGUUCUCUCUUUGCUUUCUCUUCUGAGAGCUAAGGUCUAAUUUGAACUUCAUGCAGUUACAGAGGCCACUAAUCAAAAUAGAGCAUUCAAACGUAUCUCACAAAGAAAAAUAAAAGCAAACAGAUUUCCAUCUGCCAGACAAAGAGCAGAGACAGGAGCAGAGGGAGACAUGCUGUCCUGCAGCUGGUGGGGUUCCCGUAUGCUGGCUGCCCCUCCUUGCUGGGUGCUUUCUGUGGUUUUUGUUGGGAGGGGUAUUCUUUCCUUCCACGCUUGGAAUUAGGGUGAUGAGUUUUCCUUCCUGCAAGUAAUAUUCUGCCUGAGUUGUAUAAUUUAUCGUCAUUCUCUUUGGCUUGCUAUCAGCUGCUGGGAUCUUAAGACAAGAAACAGAAGCACUUAAAAGCAAAAUUGUUUCUUUCUGCUACAAUUUCGGGUGGUGGGAAGCUCUUCUUUUGUAUCAGGGAGACACAGCUGGAGACCUGACCGGAGUUCAUAAGAUGUUUAGAGAUCUCGCCUGUCAUUGAGUCUUCAAGUAUCCCUUGGUUAAAACUCAGUUUAAAUAUGAGCAAUAUCUUAACUGGGAUGACUUGGCAGCCCCCAGUCCAGAUUUACAGAGGGAUCUGGAGCUGUUGGCCCCUUGGCAGCACGACCUGGUACAGCGAACGCUCCAGCAUCGCUUGCCAAGGAUGCUCCAGUGCUGUUGCAUGUCUUUCCCCUGCCCCAAUCCACCCCUGCUCAGCCACUCUCACCUGGGAAUGCAAAGCCAGGAGUAAAUAAUGUGUAUAUGUGGGUAAAGGGCUACUGACCCCAAAACAGAAGAUUCAAAAUAAAUUCCCAACUGGCCUUGCCAUGAAGGAGAAGAUAGAAAAAUCCCUCUGGGAUCUUUCCCAAUGGACUGUCCUACUAAACAAUGUGUGAUUUUCUCCUCACAUGAGGACUUCAGCCUGGACUCACCUGUCUGUUACCCUUUUCGGCUUUACUUUACUCACACCGAUGUGGUUUUCCUUUGUAACUUGUUUUCCUCAGCUCCUUCCCCUUCUUUUUCUUUGCUUGCAGCUUUGAUUGUUGAUUUUUACCUCCAGAGUCACAGAGGCCAUCUUUGAUGCCAUCAGCAGUACUUUUGCUGGGAACGCAAAAAUAAAAAUCCAGAACACCUCCAGCUGGUCCCUUAGCCUGCAGAAGAAGUUGUGAGGACAGGCUGCCUGUGAACUCUGCGAGCUGAAAGUCAGUAUUGCAGUGGAAGGGGCUUCUGCUGCUGAUUUUGCAUGUGACUUCAUUCCCAGUACAUCCUAACUUUCUGCUGGAUCACCCCUUCUGCAGCAUGAAAUGGAUAUUGGCCCCAUGGCACAGCUAGCGGGAAAGUAGGAGUGUGGGAAAAACUUGGCAGUGAUGUUUUCCUGAGAUUGUGUUACAUUGCUGGUGAUGUCUCUUCUGUCCUGGUUGCUGUUGUACAGGUGCCAUUAGAGUAGUGGAUGCAGAAAAAAAAAGUAGGAUUUUACCUAUGCCUUGUGUGUCUGUUAUGGUUGUGGUGCUGAAAUAAAACCAAGCAAUGGUAGAGAUCCGUUCCUGAUAUGAAUCAAACCACAAAAAGAGGUGUGAGCCCACUGGUAGACAUCUCUAUGUAGUUCUGCAGUGAGCAUUAGAUGGGGAUUUCCACUGUGCGUGUGUCCUGCAUACCUCCGUGGCUACUGACAAGUAGUUUUUCUAUAACCAGUUCUCCUUCUUCUGCCCAGUCCUGAAGGACUUCAGGGCUUGUCCAGAGGUUUUCCCAGCCGCAGGAGUCAACACAGCCACUGACCUCUGUUUUUUCUCCCCUAACCCUCUGCAAACAAGAGUAUGGACCGCAAAGGCACCGAAGAAAUGCAAUGGCAGCUGCCCCUGAGGCUUCCCCUUCCUGAAGUGGAAGAAGCCCCCAGGGAAAGCCAGAUAGCUUUUAGCCAUUGAUGAGCAGGGAGAAUAUUAUCCUUUGAUGUGAACCUGGUGUUAACUAAAUUGGAUAUAGGGAAGCCUGUGUUAUUAUUUCUCCCUUUGAUAACAACCCCAGAGCAGAGCACCACUAGGUGAGCAUUGCAUAAAAACACCAGACUGAUUUUGCCAACAAGUUCAUGCAGACUGUUGCCUGUUGCUUUUACUCUUCCCAAAGAGUCAGAGGAUUCCUCUGCUGGCAAAAUAAGCUUUGAGACUGAGCCGCAAGGUAAAGAGUUAUCAUCCUUUCAGUGUAUGGAAAUUCGCAUUUAAUGGGAUUACUUGCGUUCUUGCUCCCAUGUGUACUUACUCAUCUGAUUUGAGGAUAGAAGUCAUUCAUGGAAAGGGAAUUUUGCCUUUGUUAUCAUGCUUACUUACACCAAAUACUUGGUGCUAAGAAUUACACUUAUUCAAGCAAAAAGCAGAAACACACCUGGAGACUGCACUAUCCUGGGAAAACAGCAUCAAAACCAAAUGUGGAGGAUUGAUCACAGGGAGCAGUGACUGAGUGACGAAAUGGCAACCUGCUCACUAAUGUUGCACAGACAGGGUUCCCCCUGGUAAAUUCCAGAUUUCUUGCCCAGCAGCAAGUUCCGCACAACCCCUUUUGUUUUAACUCACAUCCCUCCAGCCGGGUCCUACCUUCUUAUCCUAUCUCCUGGGGUGGUCUGGUCUCCAUGACACGUGUGUGUAUGCAUGUGUGUGCGUGUGUUUGUGUGUGUUGUGGCCCCAGGGAUCACAGAUCCCACCUGGGAGACCAGGAGUUGGUUCAGGUUUUUUGGUCCAAUUUCAAAUGGUUGGGUCAAAGCUGUGUAAAUAGUGUUUAUAUCGGAGGAUAAAGGCUCUUUAUCCCAGACUCUGGUUUUCAAAACCCCUUUCCCACCAUGAACCAUUCCACUGAUCUGUCCAGGUAGUUAUUUUUUUCCUCCUCUUCAUAAAUGAUAAGAUCAGAAGAGCGGCUCUUAUGUUUUUUCCAUACUCCAGAGUGAAAUCAGGGCAUGUAUGCUCUCAAGCGUUGUGUAAAAACACCGCUUAACUAAUGGUGACAUCAAAUGUCCAAUAAAUGCAUGAUACUGCACUGCAUGUAUUAAACUGCUGUUCACUAUUUCUGUAUUUCCCAAGGCUUUUCUUUAUGCACAUUCAACCUAACCUUUUCUUCAGGGGGUUUACUUCUAUGUUUUGCUUUUAAAUGACUCAAUGUAUCUGUAACUCAAAAUCCAUUGUUUGAGUAAAUGCAAAGCUGAUAUUUUGUAAACAAGAUACUGCAAAGCCUAGUAAUGUAUUCUGUCUUUCUGUUGAAUGCUCUGCAGCAUGUAGAGGAAGAGUCACCAUCCAGAGCAGCUUACAACUCUGCAGCCGUCACUAACACACAUCUAGAAACAGGGAGUCGGGGAGGGGAGGGUCCCUUUUCAGUACACGACUUAAAAAUUUGAUCCCCAUCAAAAAUUCCUUUCCUGAGCUGCUAACGCUCAAGACUACCAAGAAGCAUGUUGGUGUCUCUUUUUUCUUUUUUUUUUUCAGAUGUUAUGUUUUUCUUUGUCAAAACUUAGACUGAUUCACUAAAAUCACUGUAAUAUUUAGUAUUUUUCUCUUUCUGCAAGAUAUUUCUUUCUCUCCCACUGCAGAAUGAACUGCAUUUUGAGGACCAAGAUGCUGUGAUUAUUUGCCUGCACAAACCAGGGCAGAAAGCUGAGCUAAUUACCCCAAUCUUUCCAAAGCAUCACCACCUAAAUUUAGUGCUUGAAUUUCCAUGGCUUAACACCAUUUAUCUGUGGAAGAGUUUGGUGUGGUACUUUUCUUUCUUCCACAUGGAAAUCGUGGCCUUGCCUUCUCUUCCCCACUGACCCAUUUUCAUCUGUGCUGGUCUUUCUAAGGCAGGGUACAGGAUGGACACAUGGUACUCGUAAUACCUCCGGCCCAAUCCUCUUGUGGGCAUCAGCAGGGCACUGGUCCCAGCUCCUGAGUGGUUGCUGUGUUAGCAAUGGAAGAUUCUGAGAUUCCCAAUACUCAAAGCAGAGCCCUCUGAAUGGGCUGGGACAUUGCUUUCGGUUCCUGGCAAGGGCGUGCCAAGUAGCGGGGCUGGAGAAGAAGCACCAUGCCGGUGAUGUAGGAAGCAAGUAUCAGUCCUUGGAAAUUAUACUAGGGACUGUUCCGUGGUGGCAGAAGGCAUUGAGAAUUCUUAAGCCCACCUUCAAAUCUGGUGCUCAGACAGGAGGUUGUGCCGUUGCUGAAGCACUACAUGCCAGCAUAAAAAAUGAUCAUUAAUAAUGGUUGUAGGCCAGAUUGAGUUCAGAUUGCUGAGGCAGCACAUGAUGCAAGGCUCCAUCAUGAGGAGCGCAUGCACUGCGAUUCCUGUUGGGUGGGAGCUCCUCGGGGAGUGCUCAGGGUAGCUCUGAGCUUUUCCAUCUCUCAUCUGCAUCCGCUGAGCCACCAUAGCAUUGCAUACGCUAUGUCUUACUAAGUCAAGCUGUAGCAUGACCCCCAAAAUGGAGCGUGUGGAAGGUUGUAGCUCAGUGGGAGAUAUGGUGUGACUCAUGUUUCUGGUCAACAAAAUGUCAGCAUCCUGUUCUUCAUUGGCCUCUAGUUUGAGAAACAGCAUUUUGGACAGUUUGGGCCUUUUUUCAGAUAGGUAUUUGAUUUGGGUCAGCAAACAAUGAAAAAAAGCCCAGUCUGCCCAGACUAGGGACUCCCCAAAUAUCCCCAACUGCAAAACAUCUCUUAGUUGACUUUUAAUGAAAAUACGAGCAUGUUUUCUACAAAGGCUUAAAUCUUAACCAAGGAAUGUCAGUGUGCCUAAUAUUGCAGGUCUUGUGAUUGAUACAAGUUCAUAACAGCAUCUGUGUCCAAACAGAAGGAAGAAUGUGUAUUUACUCCAUGCAUGUAUUAAGGCAUUGCAAAAGUUUUAUCUGCAUAAUGAGUUUGCAUUAUUGCGAAUUGUUAAUGGGGCUACGUCGCAAGCGGUUCUCUGCCUUGACAAUCAUGUAUACAUAUCGAGAUUUCUAUCAUAAUGACAAUUUAAAGGGAUGACUAAUUGUUUUCCUCCAAUAAAUCAAAUUAAAUCA
This is a messenger RNA of Cuculus canorus (common cuckoo), 8943 nucleotides long. It is a transcript of the gene CAMK1D, whose product is annotated as calcium/calmodulin dependent protein kinase ID. Gene Ontology annotation, molecular function: calcium/calmodulin-dependent protein kinase activity; ATP binding; calmodulin binding. The transcript has 11 exons. The record is from RefSeq and is a predicted model, not a curated record. Lineage: Eukaryota; Metazoa; Chordata; Aves; Cuculiformes; Cuculidae. Gene Ontology annotation, biological process: peptidyl-serine phosphorylation. Gene Ontology annotation, cellular component: intracellular anatomical structure. The coding region runs from base 114 to 1295 and encodes 393 amino acids.